GUAAACCUUAGGACGAACCACUUUUUCUCCUAGUGGAAUAGUUAUGAAGUCUAUAUUGCUUUGCGUGUUUGUUACAUUUGCCUCUUCGACCUCACAAACCUCUGUGGAAAAGAAACUAACGGAUAUAUUAUUUAGGUUAGAAAUGCUUGAAAAGGAAAAUAUAGAGAAAGAUGAGGUGAUCGCCAGUCUUCUUGAAAAGACCAAAUAUUGCCCAACUAGCUAUUCUACUACUGGAAAUGAGAAUCACACCAUGGAGCGUACAGAGAGAGGUAUUUCAAACCCAAUGACUGUUGGACUUCCGGCCGCUUUCCACGCCCGGUUGUCUCAUGACGUUCAUAAUGUUGGAGUUGGUUAGCCUAUUGUCUUUGACCUCGAAGUGGUUGAUACAACUAACUCCUACGAGCCACUUGAUGGCAUUUUUACUGUGCCAGUGAACGGAAUUUAUGUCUUCUAUUGGAACCUUUUGACCAAUCAGGCCUCGGGAAUGGAUACCACAUUAGAUUCCUCUCACGGGCCUCUCGGAUUUGGUUUCGUCAGUCACGCUGAUAAUUGGGAAAACGGAGGAAACUUAAUAAUUACAAGGUUGACUUCUGGAACGCAUGUCUGGGUAAAGAAGGCGGAUAAAUAUGGUGAUUUCUUGCACGAGAGAUUUUCAACAUUUUCUGGUUAUCUUCUCUCCGAAUCAGAUUAAUGAAUAAUUUGUAUCAAAUAAAAUAUUUUGAACAUUUGA
Molecule: messenger RNA, 730 nt
Organism: Ostrea edulis (European flat oyster)
Lineage: Eukaryota; Metazoa; Mollusca; Bivalvia; Ostreida; Ostreidae
Exons: 2
Coding region: 44-355 (103 amino acids)
Source: RefSeq, a predicted model, not a curated record